Juglans regia (Persian walnut) is the source of this 2895-nucleotide messenger RNA. RefSeq names its product pentatricopeptide repeat-containing protein At2g03380, mitochondrial-like. The record is from RefSeq and is a predicted model, not a curated record. Gene Ontology annotation, biological process: RNA modification. The transcript has a single exon. NCBI's taxonomy places the organism in Eukaryota, Viridiplantae, Streptophyta, Magnoliopsida, Fagales, Juglandaceae. Gene Ontology annotation, molecular function: RNA binding; protein binding. Bases 222 to 2657 code for a protein of 811 amino acids.
GCCUGUUCAAAAAUGUCUUCUUCCAUAGGCAGUGCAAUGUAGCCAUGGAUAAUGAGAAUGUUGUGUAUGUUAUUGAUGUAGUUAAGGGGAUUUUGCAGUAUAUGCAAGGUCUUCUUCUGGUUGCUUGGUUUGUUUCUCCGGAAAGUGUUCUUUAGGCAAUUGACGAACCAAAACUUAAAUUGGUUUUUGUGAUAUCAAAACAAAACUCAGGCUCAGCAAGAAUGGCGAUUGUGAGACCACUGGGCUCAGCUAACGGUUACUGGGUGGACCAGUACCACCUUUCUAGACCAUUGAAGGUAUCCCGCUACUCUUUUAGACAUACCUUGUAUAGAGCUUCUUCACUAUGUUACAGUUCCAAGUUUCAAACUCGGAAAACUUUGGUACGGUUCCAGGAAAGCCAAUCUCAGAAAUCGAUUAUCAAAUCUGGAUCUGUAGAAGAUCAACCUUCAGAUAGUGUGCCAUCGGCUGGUACUUUGAUUAGGGAGUUCGUAGAUGAUGGAUUAUUUGAAAAUGCAAUAAAGGUUUAUCUUGGAAUGAUUGAAGGUGGUUUUCCAGCUGAGCAAUUCAGAUUCUUUCCAUCUUUAAUUAAGGCAUUUGGUAUGCUUUCUGAUGUAGACAAGGUUAAACAAGUUCAUGGGCACGUGUUGAAGUUGGGAGUUUUAAACGACGUUUUUGUUGGAAAUUCACUUUUGAGUUCGUAUUGGAAAUGCCGUGCAGUCAAAGCUGCAGUCCAAUUGUUUGAGAAAAUGUGUGAGAGGGACUCCGUUUCAUGGAAUGCAAUGAUCUCUGGGUUUUGCCAAUCAGGGGAUUACACGGGAUCAUUGAUUACAUUAAGCAGGAUGAUUUCGGAAUAUGGUUUGUACCCUAAUCGGGUAGCUUGCCUUUCGGCUUUAUCUGCAUGUUCUUCGAUUGAGUCUUUGAUUCAUGGGCGGGAAAUUCAUUGCUUUGUUGUGAAAAGUGGGUUGAUCGUUGAUGAUUUUAUAGUCAGCGGACUGAUUGAAAUGUACAUGAAAUGUGGGGAUAUAAGAACUGCAGAAUAUGUUUUCAAGGGAAAUCUUGAUAACGAGUCCAGCGGAGGAAAUACAGUGAUAUGGAAUGUGAUGACUUUGGGUUAUGUCUCUAAUGGAUUUUUGUUGCGGGCAUUGGACAUGUUUCUUGAGAUGUUGGCAAUUGAGAUAAUACCAGAUUCUUCUACUCUGGUGGCUGUUUUAGUUUUGUGCUCCCAGUUGUCAGAUUUAGCUGUAGGAAAGCAAAUCCAUAAAUUCAUUUACAGCUUUGGGUUUGAUUGCGAUGUAAGAGUUGAAACAGCUCUCAUAGACAUGUACUUCAAAUGUGGUGAUCCUGAAACUGGUUUGAAAUUAUUCAUGAGGUCUCAAAAUCAUAAUUUGAUCAUGUGGGGUGCAGUAAUCUCAAAUUGUGCUCAGAAUGGUAGUUCUGCUGAGGCAUUAGAAUUGUUCCAUACCUUCAUGUCAGAGCUUGGUUUUGCUGAUUCUAUCAUACUUCUGGCUGCGUUGCGAGCAUGUUCAUCCUUGACUUUGAAGCCAAGAGGCGCAGAAAUCCAUGGAUUGACUAUAAAGACGGGGUUUGAUGACAAUGUUUUUGUUGGUGGUGCCCUUGUUGAUAUGUAUGCAAAAUGCAGAGAUAUUGAAUCUGCCGAAAAGGUUUUCCAUCGAUUACCAAUAAGGGAUUUAGUCAUAUGGAAUUCCUUAAUAGCUGGUUAUGCCCAGAAUGAGUGUGCAGAUGAAGCUUUGAAGGCUUUUCAUGUUAUGCAAUCUGAACAAAUUGCACCCAAUAGUGUAACAGCUGCAUGUAUUCUCUCUGUAUGUGCUUAUUUGUCUGUAGCGAUCCUGUGUAAGGAGUUACACAGUUACCUAGUACGCCGAGGGUAUGAGUCUAAUAGUCUUGUGAGCAAUUCUCUAAUUGCAACCUAUGCAAAGUGUGGGGACAUAUUUAGUUCAAGGGCUGUAUUUGAGAGUAUGCUAGAAAGAAAUAUAGUAUCAUGGAAUUCAAUUAUUUUAGGGUAUGGAAUGCAUGGCUGGACCGACGAAAUGUUUCUUUUAUUUGAAAAGAUGAAAGAAACAGGCAUGAUGCCUGACCAUGCAACUUUUACUGCACUUCUUUCUGCAUGCAGCCAUGCUGGGAGGGUUGACAUGGGAUGGAGCUAUUUCAAAGGCAUGGUUGAAGAUCACAAACUUGAGCCUCAAGUUGAACACUAUACUUGCAUGGUUGAUCUUCUGGGUCGAGCUGGUCAUCUAAAGCAAGCUUAUGAUCUGAUUAUGUCCAUGCCUUGUGUCCCAGAUGAUCGUAUAUGGGGUUCAUUACUUGGGUCAUGCAAAACUCACGGCAAUGAAAAGCUGGCAGAACUUGUGGCUAACCAUAUCUUCAAAUUUGAUUCUGCAUGCAUUGGCUACCGUGUCCUCCUUUCAAACAUAUAUGAAGGCUUUGGAAAACAGAAUGAAGCUGCUAGAGUUAGAUCGGAUAUUAAAGAGUUGGGACUCAAAAAGCAGCCUGGAUGUAGUUGGAUUGAACUUGAAAACAAGAUUCAUACAUUUAUUGCAAGUGAUCACUCACACCAUCAGUCGGAAGAAAUAUAUGCUGUAAUAGAAAGUUUAACAGUAGAGAUGAAAAGGUCAGGGUAUAACCCUAAAACCCAAUAACUUAUUGGAUUGAUGAAUCAAAUGCUAAAGGUGUAAAUUCAAGUAUUUACCAAAAAACUAUGGGGUGAAUUCAAGCAUUUCCCGUACUGAUGCUCAAUGGCAAGGCUUCACUCCAGCUACUUGUAGGGCAGAAUAGCGACCAUGUCUUUAGUAAUUAAGAAUGAGAAGAAACUGUGUCCACAAUAUGGAUGCGAGCUGUGUCAACCAUAUGUCUUUUUUUCAAGGGAUCUUAUAUAUA